CAUGACUUAACGAUGGCGGCAGGCACGAAAUGGAAGAAAAUUUUGUAUGAAGAUCAGGGAGUACCAGAUCACUAUGUAGAUGAGAGCUUUUUAGAUGAAUUGAAAAAAAAUUUGUACACUAGAACUUAUGAUUAUUGGGCAGUGGUAAAUGAAAGCGGUGUCAUUGUCCAGCAGCUGUGCAGUGUGUGUAUGUUUGUGCUUGUGUUCCUGUUUAUGGACAGCCAUGUCCUCCAGCCAGAGAUUCUAGUCUUCAUAUCGGCGUCACUCACUCUCUUAGGGUAUUUAACGAACACGUGGCUUAUCUGGCAGCGACGGGUGCAGACACAGAGAACUUUUCUUGAGGACAUGAAAACCGUGUUGAUAUUUGCUGGGUUCAGCUACUGUCUGUCUCCGGUUCUCCUGUCGCUAACGGAAACCAUCGCCACAGAUACCAUCUACGCCAUGACAGCAGUGAUGCUGAUUGCUAAUCUCCUCUGUCAUGAUUACGGUGCUGAUGCUCAGAUGGUUAGUGGAGUCUUGUCGCUGAAUGCUGGCUUAUUUGCGUCUGUCUGUCUGGCAUCCCGUUUACACACAACACUCCACGCGUUUGCCACUGUGACCUUUGCUGUUGAGAUAUUUGCCCUUUGGCCGGCUCUGAGAAGAAAUCUUAGGCAAUCCAUCCAGUCGAGCCACAUUGCCAUGACAACAGUUAUGACCUUGUUAACCCUGGCAACCAUGACGUGUAUAUCCAUUCCCGCCACAGUGCUAAUGUGUAUAGCCAUUGUCUUCAUAACGUUUGUCUGCCCGAUGUUGCUUAUCUCUUUACAGACUUAUAAAAACAAUAUCCAUGGACCAUGGGAUGAAGCGGUAAUACAGAAGUGAAUAUAUGUCUUUUCAGUGGAAAGAAAAUUCAUUGAGAAGAAAUACAAUGUGUGUGCCAUAGUUUGGUCAAAGUUAGUGCCUGCCAUAGUUUGGUCAAAGUUAGUGCGAACCAUAGUUUGGUCAAAGUUAGUGCGUGCAAUAGUUUGGUCAAAGUUAGUGCCUGCCAUAGUUUGGUCAAAGUUAGUGCGUGCCAUAGUUUGGUCAAAGUUAGUGCUGUUUUGUUUGCACAAUUACCAGAUUGUUUAUUUGAGUUUAUCAAGGUCUUCCUGCACCUAUUGGCUGCAUUAUGGCUUGACCCCGCCGUGACGCCAUCAUGACUAAAAUUGUGUGUUUUAAAUGCCAUAAGUGACAUGAGAUAGAAGUGAUAUUCAUACUCAAAUCAAGACAUUGGAAGAACAGAGUGAGAUACAAGAGAUCCCGGUGUGAUACCGUAACUAUUUGUGAAGAGACCUCUUGGAUCUUUAACGUGCUCGGUGUAAAGCACCGAUACAUGGGAUACAACAUUCCUGGGUUGAACCAGUACUGAGUACACUAUUUUUCAAGUACUACCCAUUGAAUGCCUAACGCUAGGCAAUGGAGCUACUGGUACCAUAUUUAAACAUCUUGCGGUUUGAUGCGGCCAGGGUUUGAACCCCCGACCUUCUGCACCUGAAGUGAACUCUCUAACACUGAGCACAUUUACCUACAUUUAUAUUUAUCGGCCUCCAUCUUGGAUUUCUCGUUUUUACAUGUAUCUUGGCCUCCAUCUUGGAUUUCUCGUUUUUACAUGUAUCUUGGCCGCCAUCUGGGAUUUCUCGUUUUUAAAUGUAUCUUGGCCUCCAUCUUGGAUUUCUCGUUUUUACAUGUAUCUUGGCCGCCAUCUGGGAUUUCUCGUAGUUAUUAUGGACGCCAUCUUUGAUGACUUGGAAAUGACCAUAAUGCGAAACGAUCAACCCCACAUAUAUCUGGCAUCUGAGAUGUUCAUGUAAAAGCACAGCAGAGGGCUGUGAGGACUGAACCCACAACGUCUUUGGUGAGAUAGACACCUAUACCCCUCUAACCCCUGCUUGGGAUCAAACUCACAGCGUCUUGGGUGAUAGGUGAACUCGUAUAUCACUAGACCAUUCUCACCCACUGAGACUAGACUAUAAGUCUUUUACCUCAUCAACUUUUGGAAAAAAUGCCUGCGUCUUAUCUAUGGUAUUAGGCUUCUGAUAUAUUUUUUUUAAAUUUAUAAUCCUUAAAAGAAAAUGUUUGCAGUAGCCUUAACAACUUGACAGAAUUUUUUUUAUUUUUAAAAAUAAGUCCUUGUUAUUGAAACAUAAUGUUAAAGAGACUUGACACUAGAUGUUACAAUUGAAAAAAAAAGUCAAAUAUUUACAUAAAAUUGAUAUUGUUGUGUACAACACAUUGAAUCUUACUUACUGAUGUAUUACAACACAUGUAUCUUUUGAAGUUUUUGCGUAUUUUUCCAAUUCGAAAAUUACUGGGUUUGUCUUCCAUGUCAGUCCCAGUUAAUUUAAAAAAUAGCGUUGUUUGUACUAUGUUUGUUUUGUGGAAAUAAUGUAUUUGCUGAUCAUGGGACCAUCUUGUGUCUAGCUCCUUUAAAGGGACUCAUUUACAGUGUCAGACUCGGGCCUAAAAAAAAAAUUGUUUGGUUAGGGUUACAUCCUUAAAAAAAAUAGGUAGGGUAGGUAGGCUUUUUAUUUUUUUUUAUUUUAUUUUUUUAUUAGGUUUUAUAUAAGAAAAUAAUUUUCAUCAUUGGAGAAUGGUGUUAAAGCUAUCUUCUGUAUAAGCAUUUAAGGUUUAAACUUAAUAUUAAAAAGCAAUUUAAAAAAAAACAAGAUUUUUUUUUUUUUUUUUUUUUUUUCAUUUUUCAUUUUUUUUUUCAAACUGACUAUAAAAACGGUAGGGUCGGCGCCUAUUCCAUAGGUAGGGUCGGGUUACCCGAACCAAAUGUAUUUUUUUUUAGGCCUCGGACUCAAUAUAUAUUAUCAUAUUUGUCUCAGAAUCAACUGAUUUUGGUAUCAAUGCCUUCAUACAUCAUAUAAAAUACUGGGUAACUUACAAUAGAACAGAUCUCAAUUGUUUGGAAAACUGCCGAAAAACUUUUUUCUUAAAGUGUUAGUAACGCUUUUAGCCAUAAAAUAUCAAUUUUCAAACAUAAAUAUGAAAAACUGCGGUGUGGUCUUUUGUGGUCUUUUGUCAGCAGACUUAUAUCAAUGGUUUCCACUUUUACUCAAGUUCCAAAAACAAUUAUUAAUAAAGUUGUCAAAAGGUCAUCUGUGAGAGUGCAGCUUUAAAAGCUGAUACAUGUACAUGAAUCUGAAAUACGUUCAGCAAAUGAUAAUAGCUAUUUUCCAAUUGAAAAAACAACAACAACAUACUGAAUCUUGAGCCUGGUUUUUGGUUUUUGACAUUAUUUAACCUUAUUUUCGAAAGUCCUUAAACAGCAAAUACAUAGAGGGUAUUAGUUUAUUUCUGUGUAAGAUCGUAUUUUAUUUCACGAGUGUUAUAGAAAAACAUUUGCCACGAGUGAAAAUGUAGUUUUUCUAUGAUCACGAAUGGAAUUAAAUACGAUCUUACACUGAAAUAAACAAAUUUUCUGUUUCUUUUAUGCUUAUUUUCGGAGUUUUAUUAGUUUUCUUUUAUUUAAUUCUGAAUUACCCCCUUUUUUGAAAAGGGUGGUUUUUACGCCGCUACCCGUGGGGCGCCCCUCAUGCAAAAUUAUAGCUGUCAACUUUUUCUAUUUUCGGUUUGCUGAGAAAUAGUUCUCUGCUAUUCAUUCUUAUAGCUUAUUAUUCGCUCGUUUUUUAGUGCAAAGCUUUUAUGAACAGUAAACAAUGAAGUGCGCAUAUGUUCCAAAAAAAUAAUGAAAACACUUUUAUUUUAAGUUGGGCAUGAAUACAUAACCAAAUUUCUACGCCGCUAUUUAAUGAAUGAAACUUUGGAAGUUCAAAUGUGUUAGCAAAACAAAUGCGGAUACUCAUUGGAUUUUAAACAUUCUUCUUAGUUUAAGACUGCAUGUGUUUACAUAGUAAAUUAAUAUUCAGUCAUCUUACUGACAGAGACCAGUCUGUUUCGCUUGAAAACAGGUUUGUUUUCCAGAUAAAGAGUGAAUGCCACGCUAGUUUGUUGACAAAUUUUAAGGUGUGGGUGGGGUAAAAAAUAUCGGAUUAUCUGUAAAUUGUUCUGUGAAUUUUCCAGGAAGCUCAUUUUACGUACUACAAACAGUUCAAAAUACAUUUGAACGAUGAUAUAAAAUUCUAUUUAUGUUCGAACAGUUGUUUUUGUCUGUAAUUUGUUUGGUAUGAAAGCAAAAGUUCGAACAUUCAGCUUCAAAGAUCAGGAAAAUGUUUGAAAAACGGGAUAACCGGUAAUAAACGGUAAGUUGUUAAUUUCCAAAUAUAUAUUUAUUUAAAUAAAUAAAAAAAAUCUUUAAUUUUCAAACAUUUUUUUGACAACAUUUACUUGUUCAAAGUCCAGUGUUCUUAUUUGAUCAAGGCAAGUAACUACAAAGGAAUUUAAAAGUAGUUUUGAAAGUUGAUAUUUUCACUCCUUAUUUUGCAGUGAAAAUAUCAAAUUUAUAUUUUCACUGUUGUUAUUUCACUGUUUAAACCCCAUAUUUCAUCGUAAAGCAUGAAAGAAACUCUGUUUAUUUGUACGGUUUGUAGAAAAAAUGUUCACUCAUUCUUGGAAUUUGCAAUUGUGUGUACUGUACAGCUGGUCUGUAUUAAAUAUUGUGAAUUGUAAAUACUUUUGGUUUCUAUCGAAUAUGUAUGUGAUUUUUUGUGCAAAUGUGCAUAUAUGUGUAAUAAAA
This is a messenger RNA of Mya arenaria, 4660 nucleotides long. Its product is annotated as phosphatidylinositol N-acetylglucosaminyltransferase subunit C-like. Gene Ontology annotation, cellular component: glycosylphosphatidylinositol-N-acetylglucosaminyltransferase (GPI-GnT) complex; membrane. The transcript is spliced from 7 exons. The record is from RefSeq and is a predicted model, not a curated record. Bases 13 to 861 code for a protein of 282 amino acids. Lineage: Eukaryota; Metazoa; Mollusca; Bivalvia; Myida; Myidae. Gene Ontology annotation, biological process: GPI anchor biosynthetic process.